AUUCGUAGAAAUAUAACCACAAACAUCUAUCCAUCUCCACCUCGACAGGGAUGGAGGCAUCGGCGACGGCCCGCUGCACCACGGAUGAAGACGGCAUUGACAACAACCAGAGCCAGAGGGUGGCAGCAGACUACAGCAGCAGCAACGUCAAGAACGCAAGGUUGAAUUCUAUGCUGGCUGCCCUCCUCGAGGAUCCUAUCCUCGCCGAUGUACCCAAAAAACCAACAUUAUCGGAUGUUGACACUCUCAUAAGCCUGGAGCUCGGCAGCGCCAUGCGCAUCUCCGUUCAGAAAUUGGACGGCACUUCGUUAGAUGUCGUGGUGAUGAAUUCCGCGACAGUAAAGGAUUUGAAACUGGCGAUAAAGAGGAAAAUUAAUGACAUGGAGCAGUCCAAGAUGGGGCAUCGUCACAUCUCUUGGAAGCAUGUCUGGGCGAACUUCUGCCUUUCCUACCAUAAUGAGAAAUUACUUGAAGACAACUCCUCUCUACAGGAUUAUGGCAUACGUAGCAAUUCUCAGGUUCAAUUUGUGCCCCAAGUCAUGACAAGGGUUUCUCAAAGGCAUUCAAGGAGGAGAAAGCACCGUUUCUUUCACGGUCUUAGCAAAAGCGCAUCUGAUUUCACAAACGCCACACCAGACCAGACCAGGCCGAGGAUCCAGAGCAGCCGAGAGGCUAUUUGAGAUAAAGCCUCUUCUAUUCCCUUUCUAUGUAUACAAGUUGUUAUAAUAUAUUGACAUCGUUCUUUCAUAAAAUUUUACUUGUUGGGAAACGUUAAGACUUCAGGAAGCAGUAUCUGAAAUGGAGCUUCUUUGUUUUGGACUUUUA
Diospyros lotus (date-plum) is the source of this 825-nucleotide messenger RNA. Its product is annotated as U11/U12 small nuclear ribonucleoprotein 25 kDa protein. NCBI's taxonomy places the organism in Eukaryota, Viridiplantae, Streptophyta, Magnoliopsida, Ericales, Ebenaceae. The transcript has 4 exons. The coding region runs from base 51 to 680 and encodes 209 amino acids. The record is from RefSeq and is a predicted model, not a curated record. Gene Ontology annotation, biological process: mRNA splicing, via spliceosome. Gene Ontology annotation, molecular function: protein binding. Gene Ontology annotation, cellular component: U12-type spliceosomal complex.